AUCCAGGGGAAACUGGCUGUCGGAGUCGAAGCUGACGUCGCCGACCCCGGCCAGAGAGCUGGAAUUAGAGAAUAAAAUCUCAGCAUGAUGUUCCUCAAUGGAGACACGAGUCCAGCUGAGGACGGCAGAGGGGCUGCCCUUCUUCAGUGCUCGCUGCCAGAAUUAUAUGCAUGUAUUGAACAUUUUAAUAAGGAGAGCAAGAAAUCAAAUCUUCUAAAAAUACAUAGUCUUUCACUUAACGAAGCACAGGAAGCACUUGCUAAAAACCUGAAUGUUCUGUCAUUGACCAAGGGCACUGAUGUGAGAAGAGAUCUCCAACCUGUUAGCAGAAAAACAAUUCAUGGAUCUAAGGGAUCUGGAAUGGAAAUAUUUUAAGGGGAUUGUGAAGUGGAAGCACACUACUGCAAUUUCAUUCACAGGCAUAAAAUACAACACUGAGAAGAGAUUUGUAGAGAGCCGGGACAUGCCUGAUGUUAUUUUCCCCCCUAUAGUUCGCAAGUCUUUGGUUAUUUAUCCUCAAAUUGAACAUCAAAAUGAAGGAAUUUUUUCUCUUAAAUGGAAUAUAUAGUGUAUUAAAAUGUUUUGGACAUGUAUUUCUGCUUUUGAGAGCAUUGAAUUUAUGGGUGAAGAAGCCAAGCACCGAAUAG
Messenger RNA from Saimiri boliviensis boliviensis (Bolivian squirrel monkey), 647 nucleotides. Lineage: Eukaryota; Metazoa; Chordata; Mammalia; Primates; Cebidae. The record is from RefSeq and is a predicted model, not a curated record.